AUUGAUGAUUUGCAGGUAUGCCCAUCAUAUCCUGAAAAAGUAAUUGUACCCAAGGGAAUUGGAGAUGACUAUUUGAGAAUUAGCGCCACCUUCCGAGAUGGGUCGCGUUUUCCUGUUCUUAGCUACUUUCACAGUAGUACACAGUCGUCCAUAGUGAGGUGUGGCCAGCCACUGAUUGGGCCAACAAAUCGACGUUGUAAAGAAGACGAGAAUAUUCUGAAAUCACUGCUAGCUCAUAAUCGUGGUACUAUAAUUGACACAAGAGCUAAGCACAUCGCUCAAAGUGCUAGGAGUAAAGGUGGUGGUUGUGAAUCACAAAUACACUACUCGCAGUAUCGAUACAUGUAUUUUCCAAUACCACGAAUUCGAGAAAUUCAUUUAGCCCUGGCAAGGAUGGUGGAGCUGUGCAACGACAAAACAGUAUCAUGCGAUCGACUCAUUGCUAGACUUGCUUAUGCGUCAUGGUUGCAUUGCGUCUCGGAUAGCUUGAACUGUGCUGCUAAUGUGGCGCAGUGUGUUCUUUCCAAAGAAGUACCUGUUAUCGUUCACGGUGGUGAAGGAACGGACACGACAUUAUUGGCGACAUCUCUGGCACAAGUUAUUCUUGACCCAGAUGCAAGGACAAUUCGAGGGUUCCAGUCUUUGAUAGAGAGAGAAUGGAUUUGUGCUGGGCAUCCUUUUCAACUUCGAAACGCGCACUCGGCAUAUGCUGAAGGAGCUAUCACUGGUUCUCAAGAAAGCCCUGUUUUCCUGUGUUUUCUUGAUGCCGUAUACCAGAUCAUUGCUCAAUAUCCGUUAUCUUUUGAGUUCGGUGAAGAAUUUUUGGUGUUUCUGUUUGAACACGCCUACGCGAGUGAAUUUGGUUCUUUCUUAGGCAACAGUGAAAUGAUGAAGGAAGAACUUGGUGUUAAAGCGUCCACCGUCUCCUUGUGGUCGUAUGUCAACAAUCCUGAAAUAUUACGAUCUUUUGUCAACACCUCAUAUGAACCGAGAGUGUCUGUGCUUUGGCCAUCGGUUGCUCCGCAGAGCAUUCAUGUGUGGCAACGGUUGUUCUUCCGAUGGCAGAUCGACUGGUCAGAACAAGAUCAGCUGAGGAAGUCUGCUUCACAAUGGCGAACUAGAGAGCGUGAACUGAUUUCUCGGGCUUUGUCGUUAAGGAGGCAGUUGAUUGAAUUGUCAAAGGAGGUGCUGCUUCAACCAGCGAUAUCUCAACAGUCGUCGGUUUGA
Ostertagia ostertagi is the source of this 1227-nucleotide messenger RNA. The record is from the annotation of a GenBank genome assembly. NCBI's taxonomy places the organism in Eukaryota, Metazoa, Nematoda, Chromadorea, Rhabditida, Trichostrongylidae.